Podarcis muralis (Common wall lizard) is the source of this 2536-nucleotide messenger RNA. It is a transcript of the gene MPLKIP, whose product is annotated as M-phase specific PLK1 interacting protein. NCBI's taxonomy places the organism in Eukaryota, Metazoa, Chordata, Lepidosauria, Squamata, Lacertidae. The record is from RefSeq and is a predicted model, not a curated record. Gene Ontology annotation, cellular component: midbody; nucleus; centrosome.
GGCGGCGAGCGAGGGCCGGAACCAUGUUUCGCGCGGAACGUUGGUGCCGGGCGCGGUUGCGGGCGGGGCCGAGGGACGGCGGAUCUUCCUGCGGCCGCUUCGCGGGAGCCCCGCCCCCCGGAAGGCCUCCCGCGGGUCGUCCGCCGCCGGCUGCCGCCAUGUACCGGCCGGGCUUCCGGCCCCCCACGCCCCCCUGCUCCGGCGGCUUCCGCGGCCCCCACCCGGACAGAGGCGGCGGCCCUCCCUUCCCGGGCUCCCCUCAGGGCUACGGGAGCCCCCGGCACACGCCCCCCUACGGGCACCGCGCGCGGCCCUACGACUUCGGGGGCCCCUCGCCGCGCAGGCCCCUUAGCGCCAGCCCCGCCGGCGGCGGCUACGCUCCCUACGGCGGGGGCGGCAGGUCCCCCGGAGGAGGAGGAGCCUUCCAGCAGCAGCAGCAGCCGCCGCCGCCUUUCAAGCAGCGGCACUCCGGGGGCUUCCGGAGAUUCAGCCAGGGAUCACCCAGGACAUCUACCCCAUUGGGAACACCACAUGGUAGAGAGAAAAGAGUGUCUAAUGAUGAUGUGGAAAACUAUUACAAACCUUCAAUGCUUGAAGACCCCUGGGCUGGCCUAGAGCCCGUAUCCGUUACGGAUGUUAACCAGCAGUACAGCAGUGAGCAAACCACAUACACUGGCAAAAAGGGGAGGUAUUUCAGUUAACAUUUAUGCAAGUGAAAAAACAACUGUGAGAAAACUGGGCCCAAAGUUCAUACGUAAGAUGGCAAGUAAUAAAGAACUUAGAAAAUGCUUUUAUUUGAACUGACCAUAUGGAAGUGGGACAUCAGCCUAUGGAAAGCAAAGUAUUCUUUAGUCACCAGCAAAUCAGUCUGUGUCAGUUUCUUAUAUUCAUCUCUUCCAUGCCAUAUUAUACAGUAUUAAGCUGAGAAAGUGGUAUAUUUUAGGUUUGAACAUUUUUAGAACAAAGUUUUAAAAUAAAGUAAAUGUUUUGUAAAACUCACAAAUGCUUUACUACUUUUUGUUAAGUCAUACCAGAGGUAAUGCUAUUGAAAUUUCUUGCGGCCUGUAAAUACAAGCAGGUUACAGAAGCUAUUACACAAUAUCUGCUAAAAUUGUUUAACAUUAGAAUUGCCAAUCUUGCAACCUCUUCUGUUCAGAAAGUCAUCUAUACCUAUAUAUUUUCGUAUUGAAAAAUUCUAUUUCGGAACAAAACUUUACUAUUUUGUAACAAAAGACCACCUUAUAAAAAUCCAUGUUGAACCUGCAUACAAAAAUUACCUUAUUUAAAUAAGCCACUAAGUAGAACUGGGUAAACCUAGGGGCAAGUAGGUUUUGUGCACCUGAUAAAUACACUGCUUCUGUCAGUUUUUCAAAUGUCACCUUUUGUUAGGACUUUUAUUUAGGAGUACAAGAUGACUGGGCUUUGCUAGUUUGGUUUUUGCUCUACAUUUCAGAAGCAGAUUAAUAGAGAACGAAAUAAGUUAGUGCAAAAUCUUUAACUUGAGUCUGAUUAUUUUUUGAAACCUCACAAGAAUACAUUUUGUGCUACUUGGCUUUGUAGACACUUGAGUAACUGGACUUGCUUUAGUUAAAAAAUAUGCAGCUUUUCAUGACUUUAUUUCUGUAGCCUUCAUGGUGGAUUUAUUCACCAGCUGUGCUUAUAACUUCUGGACUACUUAUUUUAUAUUACUGCUGCUAUACCAGCAGGAAUGGAAAGUAUAAACAUUCACAUUUUUCCUAAUUUAAAUCUAAUGGAGGAAUUAAAUAUUUUAAUAAGGAAAUCUAGCAAUGAGUUGGUUAUGCAUAUAAUUUAGAGGUGCAUUCAGACAACACUUUUUUUUUAAGCUCACCCCCAAAUAGAUUUACUUCUAAAAAAGGAUUUAGAGGUUUGCAUACAGAGCUGUUGGAUAAUGUCCAAUGCCUAUGAUGCAGCGUUCUCUGUGUAGUGGGCUAAAUUGUGAACUUCAAAAGCUACAGAGGGUAUGUAUGUAAAAGUGUAUCAGCACAGUUUAAUGUUUAGUACUUUUUAGAAAUCAAAUAACCAACUGUUUUGGAUUUCUAUAAUACAAAAUGUUCCCAAAGGGUAUGGAUUUGAUUUGAUUUUGAUUUUUUAAAUAAAGAUGCUGUUGAAAUCGAAGCAUCAGUUCUACAUUGUUUUGGGACAAGUCUUUUCACAAUAAACACAUCCCAUUUCCCCGUAUGAUUACUCAUGAGUCACGCGCAUUUGCUAGUCAUUGAAACCAGAUUAGCCUUCUGAAAUCUGAGUAAGCAAUUAGCAGUGCCAAGAACCUGCAUUAACAACAUAUAAUCUUAAACUACUAAAGCUUGUGUUUAUAUGCAAUAUAAGGCUGUGGAAAUUGCUGACAAGCAGCUCAUCACAUGGGAGCUGUAACAUUUGAACAGCUGCCAUCUAUGUUACUGGUGGAUUUUAAGUGUUCCAAUGAACCUGCAGCCCCCUUCUACUUGUUUAGCCAAUUCAUGUGAGUAAUCUCUCCUUUUAAGCCAAAUUAUUCUUAAAUAAACUGAAUUUAAUACAA